This is a messenger RNA of Trichomonas vaginalis G3, 2700 nucleotides long. Its product is annotated as KPL2-related family. NCBI's taxonomy places the organism in Eukaryota, Parabasalia, Trichomonadida, Trichomonadidae. Bases 1 to 2700 code for a protein of 899 amino acids. The record is from RefSeq and is a predicted model, not a curated record. The transcript has a single exon.
AUGCCCCCGCGUCCAGUUGGUCGCGGUGCAGCUAAGGCACCAAUUAGGGGCGGGCGAGGUGGAAAAGUAGUUAAACCACGUGGUCGUGGAGGCAAACAAGUCAAAUCUCGUCGUGAAUCAGUGGUUGAAGAAAUUCAACCGGAGCCUGAACAGCCACCACCAAAAAUUCAAACAUGGUUUGAUAAAAUUCCACCACUUCCUCCAAAACCCGAUGAAGAACUGCACAAAAAACUAUCAGCAGAACGAAAAUUACGUCAUGCACAAAAAGUUGAGAAAUAUUGCAAAGAAGAAUUAAAUUCUAUCUUCCAGUUUGCUAUGAAAGUCAGUGAUAUAUACUUUAAUGACGAUGAAAACAGUAUCAAAGAAGUUAGAAGAAAAAGAAUUGAAUUUAAGAAUGGAAUUUUUAUUCCAAGCGAAGAAUCCGAAGAAGAAACUACUAAAAAAGCAAUUCUUCCUGUCAAACUUGAGCCAAAACAUUCAAUUGAUAUUCAAAAUUACCUUCGCAUCUCAAAACAGCCGUAUUAUUCAAUGCUCGAGAGUCUAUUCCUUACAAAAAUCUCCGACAGUUAUGUCAGCGAUCCAAACAAAACAUUUUCAAAAUUAAUCGAAACAAUUCAAGAAAAUUCAACAAAUUAUCCAGAAAUUUACGAACCCGAUAAGCCAGUUUUACCAUUUGUCAUAUGUGUUGUUGGUCCGCCAUACGGAGGAACGACAACAAUAUGCCAAUUGUUGAUGAAUACUUAUUCUGUUGUUGUUAUCGAAGCUGUGUACAUGCCACCACCUGAUACUUCUAGAAGAAAGAAAGGAGAACCAGAAACACCACCUCCUGAGCCAAAACUCGAUUAUCAUCUUCACGGAUCAAUGGUUAUUUAUUAUUCCGACGACAAAAACGCCGUACAACAGAUUUCAACUGUCGUAAAAGACAUAGAUAGAAAUACUAAAGGCAUUAUCAUAUCAGGAUAUCCAAAUACUAAGCAGCAACUCUCUUCAUUAGAAAAAUCUUUGGCAGGAAAUACAAUUGGCCGGCCAAACUCAGCACGAUCAUCAGAGAAACAGAAACCAGCACAAUGCGUCAUUACAGGAUUCAUCAUUUCCAUGAAUUGUCCAGAGAAAUACGAAACUCGCUACAUAGACCCAUUAACUGGCUAUGUUUAUAGCGAGACUUUUCAUAGACCCGGCGCAGCGGAUCUUGUCGGCCACAAAUUAACUGAUUUUGUGAAGUCUAAAAAUGAUAUUGAAAAUAGAUUAGUGGAAAACAUCAUUCCUGACCAGUCACAACCUUCCCAAAAGGCAUUAUCAUCUUGGAAUUCCCUUACAAACUCCCUGAAAAAGAAUUAUUCCGUUAUAACUAUAGAAAAUUUGCCAAAUUCCCUUGAAUUAGCCGAAAAACUUGAUGGAUUUGUUGCUCAGAUGCUCCAUGCAGACGAACCAGCUAAGAAUGUUGAGAAUUUACUCCGACCAUCUCAUCUUAUUUUGCCAGGCGCUUGCAAUGAAGCAGUUUUAGUAUGGCGAAAGUGCUUGAAUGAGUUUGGAAGACAGAUUGCCGAGCAAAACCGCCUUGUUACGACAAUUGCAGACAAAAUCGGAGAUUUGACAAAAACUGCAACGUCGAGAUAUCAUUUCCUGACAUCCAUGGAGAUCGGGAAUGUCGAAAAACUCGAACAAGGAGACUUAAACUCUGUUUGGGAGGAGUCAAUUAAUAAUAGAAUCUCAAACGUUAAAAUGGCUAAAGAAGUUGUUACUAAAAGCGGUUUAAUUGAAUUAGUAAUAGCUUUAGUCAAUGCUCCACGCGUCGCUUUCAUUGCAUUGAUCGAAAAAAUGAGUUAUGUCAAAUGGUUCGUUGAAAAGUUCUCAGAACUCUUUGAAAAACCGGAGAAUUACUACAACAUCUUCCAAGAACAAUCCGCCAAGGUCAAAGCCGAGUACUUUAACUUCAAAACGACAUUUCGACAAAUUUUGAAAAUUGAUGGCGAAAUUGAACCAAAAUUUUUAGAAUUACCAGAGAAACCAUUGAAGCAAGAUGAUAAAGAUGAGAGAUCCAAGCAAAUUGAAGAGAAAGGAAUACAAUUUUUGGGAGAUUAUUUUGAUCUCAAAAGUUAUUCCACUGAAAUACCGAAUUUCAACGUUAAAGUUGCUUGCAAAUCAUUAGAUAUCCCUGAUUUCCAGACGGAAACACCAUUUAGUGACAUUGUUUCCUAUUCAAAAGAAUUUAUUGAAUUUGUUUCAAGUCAUAUCGAAAAUGACUUCAUAAAAGACGAAUGCCAAACAAUACUGGACAUAUUCGAGCGUAUUAACAAGUUCGUGAGGCCUUUAGAAGUCUCAAUUGUUGAAAGCAUUUUUAAUUUGCACGACAACUUGAUUAACUACGCCUAUUCAAAGUUCACCCAUGAGAUGGAGGGAUUCUGCACAAAUGGACACUUUAGUUAUGAUUUUUCAAUGGUAUCCGACCGAGAUUUGGAAAUUUGUAGAGAUGUAAACUCUCUGAAGACAGAUGAUGUCAGAAAGAUAAUUCCCGAUGAAGUGCUGACUAAAAUGAGGGUAAAUAUUGGAAGUUUGCACGGAGUGAGUACUGACGACGUCUUGGAGAUGUUCGCAGACUUUGAGGGAGGGAAAUACCUGACUGAUAUCAAAAUCUGCUUGAAUAUAAUGGAAUGCGGCGAAUGUAUGGACAUUUCGAAAUUUUUGGAAUUAUUUGAAUAA